AUGGGAUGCUCACCUUCUAAAGGUAACUUCGGCGCUCACAGUUCUUUCACAAAGGGGAGAAUGCUGCCUUCUGCACCUCAGCAAAUUCUCAGAGAUGCCCAGUGUGAACAAAGGGGCAAACAGAACACAGCUGGAGCCACCAACGACGAAAACGCAGACAAGAAGAAGGCCGGACACACUCCCUUAGUGCAGAGUGACACUCAUUUGUUGCCACAAAAGAAGAAAUCUGAAGCAGAGAAAGUGGAUAAAUUGGCGAGUCAAGGGACGGACAACAAUUCAGUGUCACAAAGAAAAGAAAAACAUGAGGACAAACCAGACAUUGUAACAGAUAAAAAGUCUGGCAGAAAACUCAAGAAAAACACAAGAGGUAUAAAGAUGUUAAAAAAGAAAGACAAAGACAAACCUGCUGAACAGAAAGUAGAUUUCCCAGAACCUUUGGUAAAAGCUCAUCAAGCUGCCUAUGCCUUUAUGAAUCCUAGCAUAAGCAAAUAUGACACUCUCCUUGAACAUUUGGAGAAGGCAACACAAACCCAGGUUUUUGUGCAGCCUAUGGUUGCUUUCAUGGUGCUACGCUAUGAUAAAAUUAUUCAAGCACUCGAAGAAAUGGCAGACGAGGGAGAAAAUGUUUUCAAAGAAAUUGGAGAACAUCUCGCUUGGCCAAGCCAAAUGAAAAACGUGUUGUCUUCUUCAACCCUGAAGUCUGGUUCUGCUGAUACUGAACCCCCACCAGAUUUGUUACAGCAACUGCUUCAAUAUACUACACAGAGAAUGCAAAAUGUGAGCAAGACUGUGGGAGGAAUCGGGGACUCGGCCUUAGAGGAGACUGUUGAAUACUUUUCUUCCAUCUCAGAACUUUUAGAGGAGAAACUGAAAGUCAAACGUGUGGUUGAGUCCAGACUAAUGCGACUGUUAUCGCGAAUUGAAGCUGCAUCUUUGCACAAGACUGGACCAGAGGACUCGGCUCUCUUCAGUGAGGACAGCGGUAUCGGAGCUGAGAGUGAAUCCCUGGCCGGAUCAGAGAGAUGCCACAGACGAGAGAGCUGUGCCUCUUCUGGGACAAAUAGAACUACCCCCGUCAAUCAACUUGAACACAGCUCAGUGGCUAUAAGGCAACGAAUGUUAAGACAAAAGCUUGCAAGUAAAGUUAGCCCAAGUGUUAGCCUUACCUCACUCAACUCAACUGAUUCUACAUGCACCUUAAUGGCGAAGGAGCAAAACGACUCAUUGCUUGGGUCCGUCUCCUUAGAUGACGGUGAAGAAAAUGACAAUGAUGUUGAGACUGAUGGAAGCACAGAAAACAAGCAAGUAGAAUGUAGUAUAAAUUUACAUUCUUCACUUGUGUAUACUGAACAUCAACCGUGUCGCCUACCAACAAAGCGCAUAGAAAAUCCUCAAAAUGUAGAAAUGACUCUGAAAAUGAAAAAUGCUAUAAGUGGGAAGAUACAGUUUGUCUCGCAGCCGAAUGCCAGUGCCAAAUAUAAGUCAGGAGAAAGUGUAAAAGCCAGCAAACAUCAGUGGGCCGAAGAUUAUGGACAAACUCCAAGGAGACCUCAAACAGCAGCACCUGUUCAGAAGGCAGUAGGAGACAAGGUUCCAGUUGCUAAAAAGAAACGAUCUCGGUCUGCAGAUUCUCUGCGGAGCAGAGGUGAAGAUUCUACUCUGCUCGAGUUGGAAAGGACCCAGAAGGAUUUAAGCCAGAAGUUACAGAGAAUGAAUAAAAGUAAAGCAAGAGGAUGUACACAGACUGUUCCCUUGAAAAAAAGUCAAGGAAGCUCACCAGUGAAAUCCCAAGCAAAGAAAAAUGAAUCUCAGUCAAUCAAUGGUAAGGCAGGCUUUACAAGGCAGACCAACAGCAAGAAGGAGACAAGUGAGAUAGAAGAAGAUAAGAUGCAAAAAGACAAGAAAACGUUCAAAGGUCUGAUCAAAGCGACCCCACCCCCAAGUCCUCCUUUAUCACCACGGCCACCUUCGGACCUUUACAGAGGCAGGAAUUCAGUCAGAAAACUAAUCAAUACCUUCAGUCAGGGUAUAGAAGUGUUAGAUGAUGCAAAUGUUUUGGGACCUCUCAAAGGUGUACGAAAGUGUGGUGUCCCCGUGCUUCCUGGUUUAGGGAAUGUAGAAGCUGUUCUUAGCACAGGGAUAACUAGCUGUAGACCUGAAAACACUCCAUCUGAGAAAACCAAUGAUUUAGACAUGGAUAACCUUCCUCCACCUACACUCGAAGUAUUAAUGGACAAUUCCUUUGAAAGUUCUCCGGGUCUUUCUGCCAGCAUUGUAGAUGAUGGAGCUACUAAAGGAAGUAAGUCUCUUGCAAAGAGGCCUGUAAUAUCACAAAGACUGAGGGCUUCAGUUCAGUCAGUGACAGUGCUACCAAGCAAAGCAAGUAUGCCACAAGGUUCCAAGAUUAUGUCCACCAGAAAAGAUUGGGAAGACUCAUCUGCCAAGUCAAAAUUCAACCAACCAAAUGGCCAACAAGAGCCAGAGUCAGAAAAGGAAAAGGGUUCCUCUUUUUCCAAACAACCUGUAAAGAUGGAACACCAAGAAUCUCCAGACUCUCAGUCAGAAAGAGUGUCAACUCAAUAUGUAACUACAAAUCCAUCAACAAGUCAAGCAGAAUCUGUAGAUAUGCAGGAUGAUGAUGACCUUCUAAAACCCGGCUCUAAAACUACAGAGACUACACACUCUCCUUCAGUAUUCACUGGACAAUCACAUGCCAUUCUUCCCAUGUCCAAGACACGAAUGCUACCAAUCACACCUUCCACUCAAAGCAGCCUAAACAGAAAACUUCCUAGUCCCCAAAAACUUAGAAAGCAGCCCACGUCACCUUCUCCACCCCCAGUUAACAGGAAACUCCCCACGCCACAUGCACUUCAGAAGAGGUUACCCAGUCCACCUGUUACAAAGGAGAAGACUGUCAGCUCAAACACUACCCACUCAUGCCCUUUCAAAGCACCGUCUCCACCGGCCUCACCAAAAGUACAAAGAUCAUCAAGACGAAACAGCAGUGAAGACUCCUAUGCUACUCGAGUGAUCCGCAAUGCAUGUUCUGUCUUCUGUCCUGCAGUUUCAUCCAUCUUUCAUGCCCAGGUUUGUCCAGUUCCUCCACCACCUGAAGCAUGGACUUCUACUGGAGUUCCUUUUCUUCCACACGGUUUUAGAAAUAGUGGCAGAUUUCCUGUGUCCAUUCAUGGACCCAAAACUUUUAUCCAACGUAGUUACUCAGACCGACGACCAAGUCUAACUGUGCCACAGAGACCUCCUGGCAUUUCUGCAGUACACUCUUGUGGGAGUGAGCCAUCAAUAAGUACAAAGGGGCUGGAAGAUGAUCUGAAUGCACAUGAUGACAUAUGGAGUAAUCUCUCAGCCUUCAGAGCUACAUUACGCUCUGUAUCGCACCCAGACCUCUGUGUUGUUGGACAGUCCUUACACAAAGUCUGAAGGUGCCAGGUGGAUUAUGGAUUAACAGGCUUUGGCAAGGAUUUAAAAGGCAAAUUUGUUUACUCCAUUGGAAAGAAUUGUACCCACUUU
Molecule: messenger RNA, 3528 nt
Organism: Thalassophryne amazonica
Lineage: Eukaryota; Metazoa; Chordata; Actinopteri; Batrachoidiformes; Batrachoididae
Gene: pcare1
Product: photoreceptor cilium actin regulator 1
Exons: 2
Coding region: 1-3438 (1145 amino acids)
Source: RefSeq, a predicted model, not a curated record